UCUCUCUCUCUCUCUCACAUUUUAAAAGCAUAAGAUUGACUAAUCAUAGAAAGAAAGGAAACAAGAAAAAGAAAAGAAAAAAAGAAUGAAUGGUGUUUCAUCUCCUGAACAGGAUUACUCUGAAUUUGUUGAAGUUGAUCCUACUGGAAGAUAUGGAAGAUACAAUGAGAUUCUUGGUAAAGGGGCUUCAAAGAUAGUGUAUAGAGCCUUUGAUGAGUAUGAAGGGAUUGAAGUGGCAUGGAACCAAGUCAAGCUUUAUGAUUUUCUCCAAAAGCCUGAGGAUCUUGAGAGGCUCUACUGUGAAAUUCAUCUUCUAAAGACCUUGAAACACAAUAACAUCAUGAAGUUCUGCACUUCUUGGGUUGACCCUGCCAACAGAAACAUCAACUUUGUCACUGAGAUGUUCACCUCUGGUACUUUGAGACAGUAUAGGCUUAAACACAAGAGAGUUAACAUAAGAGCAGUGAAGCGUUGGUGUAGGCAGAUUCUGAAAGGACUUGUUUAUCUCCACAACCAUAACCCCCCAGUAAUCCACAGAGAUCUCAAGUGUGACAACAUUUUCAUUAAUGGAAACCAAGGGGAAGUCAAGAUUGGUGAUCUUGGACUUGCUGCUAUACUCAAAAAAUCACAUGCUGCUCAUUGUGUUGGAACACCAGAGUUUAUGGCUCCAGAGGUUUAUGAAGAGGAAUACAAUGAAUUAGUUGACAUAUAUUCUUUUGGGAUGUGCAUAUUGGAAAUGGUUACCUUUGAAUAUCCAUAUAGUGAAUGUACUCACCCUGCUCAGAUUUACAAGAAAGUUAUCUCAGGGAAAAAACCAGAAGCUUUAUACAAAGUAAAAGAUCCUGAGGUGAGGCAAUUUGUCGAGAAAUGCUUGGCAACCGUGUCCUGUAGGCUUACUGCUAGAGAGCUUUUGAAAGACCCUUUUCUCCGAAUUGAUGAUUAUGGAUAUGAUUUUAGGCCAUUAGAGUAUGAAACCGAUUUUGAUGAAGUUGACCCUUAUUUAAGACAACCUCAUUACGGAGUUCAUUACAACAACAGAUCGACGAUCAACGGUUACGGCUAUUACCUUGGCUAUGAACAUGAAAAUGACUUUGAUUGCAGCCCGGUCGAGUAUGAAACAAGUGAGAUUGAUCUCUUCAACUGUCAAGAGGAUGAGCAUUUGGGAGAUGUUGACAUAACAAUCAAAGGGAGACGAAAAGACGACAAUGGCAUAUUCUUGAGGCUCAGAAUUGCAGAUAAAGAAGGCCGAAUAAGAAAUAUCUACUUCCCGUUUGAAAUUGAGAAUGACACUGCCCUGAGUGUGGCUGCUGAAAUGGUUGAUGAGCUUGACAUCACUGACCAAGAUGUAACAAAAAUAGCAGAUAUGAUAGACGGUGAAAUUGCUACUUUGGUGCCAGAUUGGAAAAGAGGAGUCGAAUUAGAGGAAAAUCCGCGGUGCUCAACUUCAAGUUUCUGUCACAACUGUGCCUCAAAUGGUUCCCCACUUGUGGACUAUGUAACAUCAGAUAAUUCAGGUACCCAGAACCUUCAAGUUCUUCAGUGUUCCAAACAUGCCUCUGCAGCCAUUCAUGGCCGGUUCGAAGAGAUUACCUACCAAGUUGAGGGGUCAGAACACUGCCUUCCAGAGGGCACAGCUGAAACAUCUUGCCAAUCUAAUGGUAUUCAUUAUGCUGAUAUCUGGGCUCAGAGAGAUGGAUUAGACUUGUGUUCACAAGGGUCAAUAGAUAUCUUUUGUGACGAAGCAGGUAAUUCGUCGAACAUGUCAAACUGUGGAAAGGAAGAGAGGAUUAUAACAAUGGAUGAACAAAGUGAGUCCAAGGCUGGAAGUCGUCACUUAUCGGUGAAUCCCAAAUCAUGUUCCGCUUCCUUUGAUGAUUAUGACAAUGAGAUUAGGCAAGAGCUAAGAUGGCUCAAAGCCAAGUAUCAAAUGCAGUUGAGGGAGCUCAGGGACCAACAAUUGAGAGUUAACCCAAAACCAUCAAACUCAGUCCCAAGUCCUGAUAACUUGGAGCACAAGGAAGACAGCAGUUCAUCAAUGUCUUUAGUUUCACCCCAGCUGAACAAACGAAACAAAAGGCCACCCCUGAUAUCUUCACCCCCUUUAAAGCAUUUGAUCGGUUCGCAUUUUACAGCGGAUGACGGGAAGAAAUGUGCCGAUUUGGAGAACGGGUCUUGCAGUCCAGACCAGAUAUUCACAGCAAAGAGUUUCUAUACAGGAGAUUUGCUUCCACAACCUCUUCAUAGAGCAACUUCUCUUCCUGUUGGUGCUAUUGACUUUUAAUCCCCUACGAAGUUAUCAAACACCUUCGACAGAUCUCCCAACAAGAACUCUAAGUUGAUGGGCAUUGUACAAGCACAAAUUGUAACUUCGAAUGUUCCAUACAUGUGAGAUCUUACUGUUUGACGAAUUUCAACCGUCUAACUCCCACUUCCUAAGUAUGUUUAGUGAAUGUACAAUACCCAA
Molecule: messenger RNA, 2464 nt
Organism: Morus notabilis
Lineage: Eukaryota; Viridiplantae; Streptophyta; Magnoliopsida; Rosales; Moraceae
Product: probable serine/threonine-protein kinase WNK9
Exons: 7
Coding region: 86-2281 (731 amino acids)
Biological process (GO): protein phosphorylation; intracellular signal transduction
Cellular component (GO): cytoplasm
Molecular function (GO): protein serine/threonine kinase activity; ATP binding
Source: RefSeq, a predicted model, not a curated record